GACUCAACUCGACUCGUAUAUAAGAAAAAAUUCAGUGGGUUGCAAGGCGAACGCAGGCUGAGCAGCAACAACAUCGCUUUGGAUAUCUUCAGCGGAAUCAAAGAGCAACUUUCAAGUUGCCCCGAACGCACCCGCGCCCUCUGUCGAACUGUAUGGGGCGCGGUAUCCACGUCCCUUAGCACAGCGCUAACGGUAGCGGCGAGCAUCGAGGCAGGCGACGCCCGCGACGACGGUGGGGGGAGAGGGAGAGGGCGAAGUGGUGGAGGCGGAGGUGGCGCAGGCGGAAGCGGCGCAGCAGCAGCAGUAACAGCAGCUGGCAGCGGCCGCUUUGCAACCAUAAUGGGCGCAGUCAAAUCACGCAACAUCAGCAACUCUGAUGUGGAUCGAGAUCGAGAUGAGCAGCAGCAGCAGAGCACACAACACUCAGUGAUCCGCAAUGGUGGGCAUCAUCAUCACAAUCAACAUCCUCAGCAUCAUCAUCAUCUGAAUGGUGCGCUGCCCGCUGUUGGCACGCUGCAGAAACAGGAUCUUCGCUAUGACAUCGGCUCCAGUUCGCAAUAUCAACAUGUGCGACAGCCGAGCGUGCGCAGUCGCAGCCAGCUGCCGAUGCCCACCACCGAUGAACUGGAUCGUCGAUUUGCCAAAGUAUUGGCUUCAAUGGACCUGCCACCGGACAAAGCAAAGCUGUUGCGCAAUUACGAUGACGAGAAGAAGUGGGACAUGAUAUGCGAUCAAGAAAUGGUGCAGGCGAAGGAUCCACCCUCACAUUACUUGAGCAAAUUGCGGACAUAUUUGGAUCCAAAGGCAUCGCGUAGUCAUCGGCUUUACCUCUUCUACUUUCUUUGUCAGAAACGUAAGAUGGUAGGCGAAUCGACAUCCACUCAGGUGCUGCGGGAUCUCGAGAUCUCGCUGCGCACCAAUCACAUCGAGUGGGUCAAAGAGUUUCUCGACGAUACCAAUCAGGGCCUCGAUGCUCUUGUCGAUUAUCUCUGUUUUCGCCUCCAAAUGAUGCGACACGAGCAGCGUCUCCAGGACGCUCUCUGCGCAUCCGAGGAGCGUUUAAAUGUUACCAGCGGGCUCGAUUCCGGCGAGGUGGUGCUGAGCAACAGCUCAUUGAGUCCGGGCGGCGUUGGCGGCACUGCCAAUCACAAUAAUGUCUCUCUAUUGCUGGACAGCUCGCGACAGCCAGGUGCCGCACAUGGCAAUCACUCGCAUUCCUAUAGCUUUGUGCGACCCACCGAGGUCCUGGACAGUCCCAGCCUGAAGCGUCGCUCGCGGCACAUUGCCAAAUUGAAUAUGGGUGCGGCCACAGAUGAUAUACACGUGUCCAUAAUGUGCCUGCGUGCGAUCAUGAACAAUAAGUAUGGCUUCAAUAUGGUCAUCCAGCAUCGGGAGGCUAUCAACUGCAUCGCUCUGAGUCUGAUACACAAAUCUCUGCGCACUAAGGCGCUGGUGCUGGAGUUGCUGGCGGCCAUUUGUUUGGUGAAGGGCGGACACGAGAUCAUCCUGGGCUCGUUCGAUAAUUUCAAGGAUGUGUGCCAGGAGCAGCGGCGCUUCCAAACGCUCAUGGAGUACUUCAUGAACUUUGAGGCCUUCAACAUUGACUUCAUGGUCGCCUGCAUGCAGUUCAUGAACAUUGUUGUGCACUCCGUCGAGGAUAUGAACUAUCGCGUCCACUUGCAAUACGAGUUUACGGCCCUGGGUCUUGACAAGUAUUUGGAGCGCAUUCGCCUCACCGAGUCCGAGGAGCUUAAGGUGCAAAUUUCCGCCUAUCUCGAUAAUGUUUUCGAUGUGGCUGCCCUGAUGGAGGAUUCGGAAACGAAAACAUCGGCACUGGAGCGUGUCCAAGAGCUGGAGGAUCAGCUGGAGCGUGAAAUUGAUCGCAACUCGGAGUUUCUCUACAAAUUUGCCGAGCUGGAGACGGAGAAUCUGACCCUCAAAGCGGAGCGCGAGCAGCUGGCUGUGAUGCGACAACAGCUGGAGGAGCAACUAAAUGCGCUGCAGCGCAUGUUGCAACAAAACGAACAGGAGCUCAAGAAGCGCGAUACACUGCUGCACAACAAGAACCUGGAGCUGCAAACUCUUUCGCGUUCCCUGCCACGUUCCGCGUCCAGCGGCGAUGGUUCCCUGGUGAAUGGCAGCCUGUUGACGGGCUCAACAGGUGGCACAAUCUCGCCGCCACCACCACCGCCGCCACCGAUGCCAGCAGCAACAGCAGCACCACCACCGCCGCCACCACCAGCGCCACCUGCACCGCCACCGCCGCCUAUGAUGCCCGGUCUGAGUCCACUGGUCAGCCCAAAUGGCAGCAUCACUUCCACAGUACCCUCGCCGCCACAUGCGCCGUCCAUGCUCAGCUCGUUCCAGCCACCGCCGCCGCCAGUGGCCGGCUUCAUGCCAGCCCCUGAUGGUGCUAUGACCAUCAAGCGCAAGGUGCCCACCAAAUACAAGCUGCCCACACUUAAUUGGAUAGCACUCAAGCCGAAUCAGGUGCGUGGCACUAUUUUCAAUGAGCUGGACGACGAGAAGAUCUUCAAGCAAAUUGACUUUAAUGAGUUCGAGGAGCGCUUCAAAAUUGGCAUUGGUGGUGGCCUGCAUAAUGGCAGCAAUGGCACCGAGGUGGAUGGCACCCUGUCAACCUAUCCCAGUAAACGUUUCAAGAAGCCCGAUAAUGUGUCGCUGCUGGAGCACACGAGGUUAAGAAACAUAGCAAUCUCACGUCGUAAACUGGGCAUGCCCAUUGACGAUGUUGUCGCCGCCAUACAUAGUUUGGAUUUGAAGAAGCUAUCGCUGGAGAAUGUCGAGCUGCUGCAAAAGAUGGUGCCCACCGAUGCGGAGGUCAAGGCCUACAAGGAGUACAUAAUUGAGCGCAAGGAUCAACAGCUGCUCACCGAGGAGGACAAAUUCAUGUUGCAAUUGUCGCGCGUCGAACGCAUCUCCUCCAAGCUGGCCAUUAUGAACUACAUGGGCAACUUUGUCGAUAGCGUGCAUCUCAUUAGUCCACAAGUACUAUCGAUUGCCAGUGCCUCCAACUCUUUGAAGCAAUCGCGCAAGUUCAAAGCUGUGCUGGAAAUUGUGCUGGCCUUUGGUAACUAUCUCAAUAGCAACAAGCGUGGUCCUGCCUAUGGCUUCAAACUGCAGUCGCUGGACACACUGAUUGACACAAAGUCUACUGAUAAGCGCUCGUCGCUGCUGCACUAUAUUGUGGCCACCAUAAGGGCGAAAUUUCCGGAACUGCUGAGCUUUGAGUGCGAACUGUAUGGCACGGAUAAGGCGGCAUCUGUGUCGCUGGAGAACGUUGUGGCCGAUGUGCAGGAACUGGAUAAGGGCAUGGAUCUGGUGCGCAAGGAGGCCGAUCUGCGUGUUAAGGGCACACAGACGCACAUCUUGCGGGAUUUCCUCAACAACAGCGAGGAUAAGCUGAAGAAGAUCAAGAGCGAUCUGCGGAUGGCGCAGGAUGCGUUCAAAGAGUGUGUCGAAUACUUUGGCGACUCGUCCCGCAAUGCAGAUGCGGCUGCCUUCUUUGCGUUAAUUGUGCGCUUUACGCGCGCCUUUAAGCAACUCGACCAGGAGAACGAACAACGUCGUCGACUGGAACAGGCAGCCGCAUUGGCUGCAUCGAAAAAGGAGAGCGAUCAGGUUAUGAUGCGCAACAAGUUCAAUCAGAAGAAGCAACAGUUGCCUACAAACUGCGCACUUUCCUUGCAGGAUGCCGUCAUCAACGAGCUGAAGAGCAAAACGCAUUCGGUGCGCGAGAAGAAACUGUUGCAACAGGACGAGGUUUACAAUGGUGCACUGGAGGACAUACUGCUGGGGCUGAAGAGCGAGCCGUAUCGCAGGGCGGACGCUGUGAGACGCUCUCAACGCCGACGCAUUGACAAUAAUCGGUUGUCACGCACGCUGGAAGAGAUGGAUUGCUAGACUAGAAAUAGAUCCCAGCUGGCUGGCUGACUGUGAAAAUGGGGCGUGGGCAAAGGCAAAAAUCAAAAUUCAAAUGCGAAACGAAAAACGAAGCUGCAAACUGCAAUAUGUGAUUGGGCGAUUAAAUUGUUUAGACACACACACAAACACUCACACAUACACAUUCCCGUCCCCUCUACCUUAAAUACCCUUGUGUUUUCCUAUUCGAAUAUAUAUAUAGAUAUAUAUAUAUAUAUUUCUCGUUUAUAUUUUGCUUAACAAGCCAAAAUAGUAUCUCAAAAUUUGCAGUACUAUUGAAUCUCACUUUAAUUUGACAUAUUCCAUCAAUCGCCAAAAAUUUGUAGAAUUGCGUUUUAUUUUUUGGUUGCAUAUCGAUAAUAAGUUACAAGUUUACAAAAUUUUACAUUGUAUUUAUCAACGUUUUAUUGUUAAAUUAAAAGUGUGUAAAUAUAUGUAUGCAUAUAUAUAUUUUGUAAUCAUUAUUUUCUUGUAUAAGUUUUAAACCAAAUUGGAGUUUUUAUUUUUGCAUCCGAGAUGGCAAAAAAGUUUUUAAUAAAUCUGCACCAAUUUUGUAUUUACACAUUACACAUUUCGCACACACUACUGCUUAGACGAAAAAUAUUAUUGCAAUAAUAAAAAACUCGAAUAGAAGCGCCAAAUAUUGCAAGCAACAUGAACAAUUUAUGUACACGAAUACAAUUUUCUUAGAAAGUUUUUUAAAAAUAUACACGAAAACAAUUGAAAAAAUAAACAUUUUAUAACAUUUUAUGUAGAUUUUGUAUACAACAUGCAUAUUAUAGCUAUGCAAUUUAUGAGCCAAUUUAUUCUCACAAGCCACGAAAUUUUGACGAAGACUGAUAUGGAGCAGUUAAUAUAGAAAAACAAUACAGCAAAAUACACAUAUACAUUUAUACAUACUUACAUACAUUAUACAAUUAUUAAACAAAAAAGCUUUGUAACGAUCUUUUUCAUACAGACGACUAGUGUCUUUCCUUUUAUUAAAACUUAACGAAUUUAGUUGAACUUUAAGCACACAAAAAUGUACUGCGAGAAAUACAUAAAUAUACAUAUACAUAUAUAUGUGGUGCCAUUGGCAUGAAUGGCAUGGUCCUUAUGCAUAUCAUUUCGUAACAUUGUUUUUCUUAUUUGCAAAAACAAAAAAACAAAUAAAGGAAGUGAAACGAACAUGAGGGCGAAAAGUUGAAUAAACUAGCACGCUGCAUUGUUAGUUUUAAAUAUUGUGUUAUUUAAUUUGAUAAGAAACCAGCUUGGUAUACGAACAAGAAUUAGACAAACAGAUGCCGCAUUUGAUAUAUAGAUAUACAUACACACACACAUACAUAUUUAUAUGAACACUUUAACUAUUUUAAAUAAAUUAUUAACCAAAUAAACUAGCCAAAAGACAUAA
Molecule: messenger RNA, 5329 nt
Organism: Drosophila grimshawi
Lineage: Eukaryota; Metazoa; Arthropoda; Insecta; Diptera; Drosophilidae
Gene: Frl
Product: formin-like protein
Exons: 9
Coding region: 340-3921 (1193 amino acids)
Biological process (GO): cell migration; regulation of cell shape; cortical actin cytoskeleton organization
Cellular component (GO): cytosol
Molecular function (GO): small GTPase binding; actin filament binding
Source: RefSeq, a predicted model, not a curated record